AAUGGUAUAGUCGUCCCGUCUUAAGGCAACAUGGCGGCGCUUUCCGGCCUGUUCGUGCGAAGAAGUGAAGCUUGAGUGAGACUGAGAGAGAUCGUUUUCACGUGAAGAAAAGAAAAUUCCGUUUCCAUUAAUAAUGUUUUAUCUCUUAACCGCAGUUUAAAAAAGGUGUCUUAAAUGAGUUGACUCUAAAAAGUGUAAUUGCGAUUGGGUGACGUUGCUUGACGGUAAUUAGUACUAUCACUAUCAGCCUAGUACCACGUGAGGGGAGAGCCCCAAAUUCCAAAAAAGUCGAAUGCCAACAGUCAGAAGAGGCCGUGAACAUACAGGAAAUUAAAUGUUUGGUAAAGGCGGCUCAAUUGGCACGCAUGAACAAGGAGAGUCAAACACUGUCGUCGGAACUACUUUUGAUUAAUCAGUUAAUCACUGGUAGUGUCAUCCAGAUCUCAUCCAAAUGGCCUCCGGUCUAUCCUCCAUCAACCCGUUGCAGAGUGACCUGCCUCCCUCGGGUCAUCCCAGCUUCAUCAGCCCAUCAGCGGCCGCCACACCCCCGCAGUCUCUGCUGGAGACCAAGGGGAUACCCCUGGAGUGUUUUAUAGAAGAUUUGGACCAGCAGUUCAUCUGCGUCCAUUGUAAGAAGGGCCUGCGAUGGGCCAUGCAGACGAGUUGUGGCUGCAGGUCAUGCUAUGGAUGCCUACAGAGAUAUAUCAAGGAACAAGGUGACAGUCUGAAAUGCCCCAGUUGCGGGGACGAGUUCAGUAAAGAUGACAUCGCCAAGGACAGUUUUGCGAGAAAAAAAAUGGAGCAAUGCAAAAUGUAUUGUGCUAACAAAAGUCGGGGAUGCAAAGAACAGGUGCCGCUGAAGAAAAUGGAUGAACAUCUGCAACAGGAGUGCAACUAUGAGCUGAUCAACUGCAUGCAUCGCAGCAAAGGUUGCCUCCAGCGAGUGCAGAGAAACCAGCUCGUCCAACACUUGGAAAAGGAGUGUGCCUUCCGUCGGCAAAAAUGCAGAUACUGUGGGGAUGACUUUGUAAAGAAUGAACUGGAGUUACAUGAGAAGGAGUGUAAGAAAUUCUUGGAUAAAUGCCCAAACAAUUGUGGAGAAAGGCUCAUCCAUAAAGAUAAAAUUCCAGAUCAUCUGAAGUAUGACUGUCCUCUUCAAGACAAAGUCUGUAUUUUCAACAUGUUUGGAUGCUCAUUUAGUGCGAAGGGCAUAGACAGGAAGAUGGAUUUGCACACGGGCGAGAACCAGGUUUACCAUUUGCAACUAGUCACAGAGCACAUCAUAAGAAUGGACAAGCAGCUACAGGAGCUGAAUCUUCUGAAGAAUAACCUGGAAAAGAUGGUUGCCAAGCCAACAGCAAGUGAACAGAUGCAGGUACCAGCUAAGGCCGAGAAGCAGAUGAUGCGCGAUCUGCAGAAAAUGAUCAUGCCACUUAUGGAGAAAGUGGACAAUGUGGAAGACAACAUGAAUCAACUGGCAAAGCAGAAGACAGUGUCCGAACUCGAGGAAUCCAUCAAGCCCAUCCAGGAGAAACAGAAUCGCAUAGAGAAUCGCAUCGUGGAACUGGAGCAGGCGCAAAAGACCGGCAGCGUGGGCAGUAAUGCUGGAGAAAGCUCAGCACCUUUAACCAUGACCGGUGUGACUACCAGUGCAUUGUCUGCCAGCUCUUCCCGUAUGACAACCGUGGAGAACCAGAUGGGUAUGCACGCAGUGCGCAUAGCUGAGCAUGACCUCCGAUUUCAAGUUUUGGAAACGGCCAGCCAUGACGGCACUCUGCUCUGGAAGAUCAAAGAUUUCGCGCGUCGCAAGCGAGAUGCAGACAUCGGCAAGACCCUGUCGCUCUACAGCCAACCGUUCUACACCAGUCGCUAUGGGUACAAGAUGUGUGCUCGUGUGUACUUGAACGGAGACGGGAUGGGCAAGGGGACGCAUGUCUCCUUGUUCUUCGUUGUCAUGAGGGGUGACUAUGAUGCACUGCUGCCGUGGCCCUUCCGUCAAAAGGUAACUUUGAUGUUGCUGGAUCAGGACACUGGCCGGCGCCACUUGUCGGACAGUUUCCGGCCAGAUCCGGCCUCGUCCAGCUUUGGCCGACCCACGACUGAGAUGAACAUCGCCUCGGGCUGUCCCCUCUUUGUCUCCCAGUCGGUGCUGAGCGACUCGGCGUAUGUCAAGGAUAAUGUCAUGUUCAUCAAGGUGAUUGUGGACGCCAGCGAUGUGGUAAAACCUUAGCCUAAGACAUCCAGGCUCAUUCUUGGGUUGUUGAAAAGUUUUGGAGUGGUAGUUUAGGACCAAAGAGGAGGUACAAUGAUCACUUGUUUUGUGGAGGGGAACAAGUGCGUGUCGGAGCAGUCAUCCACAACAAUCCUGAUAAUUAAAGGCCCUUUGAUAUAUUUUUCUUUAGAUUAGUAAGCUCUUUCAGCUUCAACCUUCUUUAAGAUUUUUUCCCCUCAAAAUAUUAGCCUUGUUGAUCACUCCCCUCCCACUGCACGUUUUCAAGUUGAAAAUGUAGGUGAACCGAAAAAAAAAAGAAACUUAAAUUCCCUUUAAUAAUAUGAACAUGUCAAUCACUUCAAUGAUUGUGAAUUUUCGACACUAGUGAUUUCGUUGUUGCGUAUUUUGUUGUGUAUUUUGUUGUAGUAUUGUAACUUUUGUCCACUCAGUGACUCGUUAUCAAUAAAUAUCACUCUUUCAUAAAUCCUUUAUAUCUCCUCACAACGUCCUUGUCUUUCCAACCGUUGAUUUUUCCCCAAUCUUGCUAUUUUAUCCUUUCCUCACCAACCCCCAUUGUAAAGCAACAUGACUAGUGAACAUCUUUACACAUUUUGAAUUGCAUUUAUUUCUGUUUUCCUUUCCGAUUCCCCCCCCCCCCCUCCAAAAAAGGUGCACAUCCAUGGUAUACAUGUACAUGUGUUGUCCAUCAUUCACGUGUUCGUCAAUUUCCAAGUUGUUUCUCCAAAAUUUGAAAGAUUUGGUGUCCAGGGUUUGCCUGCACUUGAGACCAGUUCAUUUUACUUUGCAAUUGCAUUCCUGUUAUUAUCAUGAACUCGUUAUUAGACUUGUUAUCAGACUUGUUAUCAGACUUAUUAUCAAUGCGUCCAUGGACAGUUUCUCUUCCAGAAUUCGCAAAUUCAAUCCAUUACAAACUCCUCUUCUUUUGAACUUUAAAAUAACCGUUUAACACUGUCAACAUUUUAACGCAAUCAAAUCAAUCCUGUACUGUCCAAAGAACACAAGUUUUGCAUUGCGUUUUUUUUCUAAUCGACACUUAGAGGCAACUUUUUUCUGGUGCUCUUCGUAUCUCAUAAAAUGUAAUCAAUUAAGGAAGUGCCAAGUGAUGGUUUGUAAUGGUUUUGACAGGAUAAGUGUAAGAUGCCGAGUGUUCACCUUUCCACCUCCCAAAUCAUUUAGGCUGUGAUGUACUUUUUUAAGAUGGGCAUAUCAGGUAGGUCCGCUGGUAUUAGAGUGAAAGACCUUUUAUACUUGACCCGUUGCUUUAGUUCAACAAAACUGCUAAACAGGCAAUUUGAAAUCUCCCCAAAAAACAAUCACAAUAAGCAAUAGAUUAGAGCUAUCGAUUAGAAUUAAUAGUAGAUCAAAUAAUGUUUCACAAAACAAAUAAACACAUUUACAAAGUUAAAUUACCAACUGAACAGCAGGUUCAACGGAUAAAUUAAAAAAACAAUACAUAUGGACAUUUUUUUGAGUAAAAUGCUGUGAGUGAAAAUAUAGCAAUAGAUAUAUAUGUCAAUAUAAUCCACCAUUACCAUAUCAAAUUUAGGUAUUAUAGUAAAAUGCCUUUAAAGCAAAUCUGCACAGCACAAGAAUCGCAUGACUGUUCAGUAAUUAAUGUCUGUUUAGCACUUGUCUGAAUUAUGUAUCCCAAUUUGAGCUUAUGAUACCACACCUAUGCCCGGUUAACAAGCCUGGUCAUCUUGCAAGCAAAACCCUGAUUCCCAGUCUUGUCAAGAAGGGACCCAGACAUUGAAACAAGAUCACGCCAAGGAAAUAGAAACCGACAAGAUAUUGUGGGACGAUUCUUCUCUCUCAGUCUUUUCUGAACCUCUUUUUGCUUUCUCUGAAAACUUUCUCUGAACAUGAAGAUGACUAAUUAUACGGCAGUACAGAAUAUGUUGAAUUUCGACAUACUUAUGAUAUAGGCCUACAUGUAGUAAAUAGUAUUCGCCCAUGUAAAGGUGCAUUGUAACAGUGCUCUCCAUCGGCAAAAAAAGUCUAAUGCUGGUCUUGCGCUUUGUUUAAGCAAAAAAGGAUAAAAGGCUAAGCUGCUUGAAGGCAACAUGGACUACAUGUAACCAGAAUUUUGUAUUGACAGAGUUUGUACUAACGAGAUUCGACUGUAGUUUAAAGGAAGCAACGCUAAUCACACUGAACUUCAGAGAUUGUUUCAUAACCACUGAUCAUUCAGACAAACUCACUUGAUCAACAUGACAAACCAAGUCCACUGUGACUUGCUUGAUCAAAAGAAUUAACGGAAAAGGUUCCUUUCGAGAAGACAUAUUUUUCAAGUAUUUUUCAAGAUAUUCCAUUCAGACUCUUGUUUCCUAUUUUUUUUAACCUUGAAAUUAAAAGUUUCGGGGAUGUUCUUGCUCUUCUAAAAAAAUCGCCUUCAAUUCGUGGUUUCUGGAGAUGGUUUUUUGAAAAUUCAUUUGCUGAAUGAGUUUUUGAGAAGUGGUUAAAGAGACGUCUCUUUUACUUGGUUUCCAAGGUGGAAAGGUGAACAUUGGGCAUUUUGCACACAAAUCCUCUAAUCGUCUUAUAUUGGGCACUUUCCUCCAUCCACCAAAUCCCUUACAUAAUGGCACACGCAGUCAACAAAAUUGAAUUAGACACAAACCCUACAAAAGUAAUGGUGACUGGUCUUUGAAGUAAUGCAUCCCAAUGCAAUAAAAGGGGGGAUGCGUUCCACUCAUGCGAUUGGGUUUGCUAAAAGUUUCACUGGUUAAAAGUUUUUAAGAACCUCAAAAAUUAAUCGUGACAUUUGAAGUGAAAAUGCUUCCGGUAAUCUAUUGACUUACUUGGGACGUUGAAAACGGACAAUUUCAGCCCCACAAAAUCAUAACGUUCAUUGUGUGAGUCGGCCAUAACGUACACAAUUCCAUAGGGUUGGGCUUGGCUCACUCGCAAUGCGCAUUCCUGACCACACGAGAUAAACUGCAUGCGUGCACUGGCAAAGUACACUGUAUGCACAAUUCCUUUUAAUCCAAAUGUGCACAGACCCAUAUUUGCUUGACUGUCAGGCCUUUUAUGAUGGCAAAGCCUGAUGCAUUUAAAUGCUGAGUAACUUUCUCUGUAACUGAGCUAUGUAGGGUGAUUUGUGCAUGGACUAAGUGCCCUCAGUAAAUCUCACAGGCGUUUGGAAACUGGCGCCAUUUGUACUUGUAGUAACACGGCUUAACUAUGAGAAACAAAACAACCAUAGGAUGAGGCCCACUGCAGUCCCGAUGUAAAAAAAUAAAAUAAAAAAUAAAUAAAAACGUUCAAUAGCCAAACACGGGGAACCUGAUUAGUUUAGACAUGGAUUUAUUUGGAUUACAAUCCACAUAGGUCUGGGUAGCUCAGGCGGUAGAGCGCCGGUAUUGUAUUCCGGAGGUCGCAGGUUCAAAUCCCGCUCCAGUCAAUUCCUUUGUUCAACCUAAGUUUCUUUCGGUGUUGUUAUCCAACCCUUCCUCAUUGUCUGUGUCCAAAAGACCAUACCCACGAUGAGUGUUUUCUUAUACAUGUACAUGUACAAGUCAUUUUGGGGAUGAUUAACAAGAUGUGCAUUUGCAAAAAAAAAAAACAGUACCUCUUUAGUUUUGGGAUCAGUUUGCAUUUAGACUACUGUCUCCGAAGCACUUUCUCAGACGCAUUGAAAUUGAUUUAGAAGUUUUUGCCCAGGGUACAUGUCCGCAUACGCCAACCCCAUUCCCUGCCAAACUAAUGAUGUUCAGCACAUGUAGUCUACAGUGAACAAAGUACACCCUCCUUGGUCCUAUCCAUGUCGUAUCCACUGCUUUUCAAACCCAAGAAUGAGUCUGCUGGAUUAAAAUUGCAAUAAACCACUGCUGUCAUGAUUCACGACCUGCCAGUAGAGCCAGGCCCUGUUUAUCCAAUAGGUAUGAUGUGCCUACAGGGCCUACGCACACAUCGGGUGCCGAUGAAAAUUCGAGGGCCUAAGAAAAUACCACAGUGUGCCAACAGGCUUUUUGAGCUACCAAUUUAGCCUGGCUUGCUUAGUACAGCUUAGCAUCAACAUGGAAUUGGUGAUGGUGCCUAAUGUGGAGUAUGGCCUACCUAGUUUGUGGCUCUGUGGGCCUACAGACUGGUGCCUAUAGGGCCUACGGAACAUUAAAUCCGGCCCUGACUAGAGCAGCCCAUAUAUGAGCAGCCACAAGUAGGAGUCCCUAAAGAGGAACAACCGCUUGUGCCAUGAUCCAUUUGUGUUCAUGUGGAAGGUUAUACUUCAUGUAAAUGAGGAAGAAACAACUAUCAUGCACUUCCUCUUGUCUAGGAUAUUUUGCACGUUAUAUUUUUUACGUACGUCCCUGAUGAUAAAACCAAUGUUGAUUAAAAUUGCGUUCCCUGUGCUCUUCGAGUUGUAACCCCCAGAAAUGGAUUUUUCCCCUUCUAAAUAGCUAUUUAUCUUGCAUUACAAAAGUUAUUCACUUUUGAAUGUGACAUCAACCGAAAAAAUAUCGAUAAAUGUACGGACCGGGAACUAGUUAGCUUGCAAAGCAGAUCUGUUUUUGCUUCUCUUUUUUCGGGGUCUUGCAGACGUCCAAAAAGGAAAAAAUGAGGUUGAAAAAAGUUGAAAUUGUUGAAGAGCACGGGGAACACAACUUUAAGUAUUCCCUUUCUUUUACCAUUGUAUUUUCUGUAUUUGCUUUAUUUGAAUCUAAAGCAGUGUUGAAGGCAGAAAAUGUCAGUGUUAAUAAAAAUGGCCCCUAAAUAGUGAAGAUAACUUUUACUCCGACCCAUCUAAGCCCAUGGAAGUAGGGUUUGCAGAGAUUCUUGAUAUGGCCCAUACAUGUAAAUGCUUUGAUAAUGGUGCGGCAUAGCCUCAAUAUGCCAAAGGAUUGUGCACUUUGUGAUCAAAGCAUGAAACCUGGCAUGUUGGUUCUUCAUGCCAUGAAGACAAUUUUCAGAUAUAGAGGCACUUCAUAUUUGACCUCUGGUGAUCUUUUAGAGGUCAAUGAAUUUUGCAUACUCUAUUCAUAACUUUUGUUCUUCAAAACUUUACUUUUCUAUGACCCAAGCCUAUUUCAUAGGUCUUCAUACAAUGAAAAUAAUGAUCAGAUGUGGGAACAGUUUAUAUCUGACCUCUGAUGACUUUUGAUAGGUCAUUGACCUUUGUAAACCUGUUUAUAGCUACAUGUGUUUGUAAGAUUUAUUCUUGAAAUCCCAUCUUUUUUCACGAUUCAUGUCUAAAUGAAAGGUGUUCAUGCUAUUAAGAGAACUUUCAUAUAUAGGGCAUUUCACAUUAAACCUCUGGUGACCUUACGAGAUGUUAUGACCUUUGUAAAAAAAAAAAAUUGCCUACCUAUUGAUAAGAUUUACAUAAUUGCAAAUCCCACUUUUUUCAUGACCCAAAUCUAAAACUUAACUCUUUGUGCCAUGAAAAUAAUUUUUAGAUGUGGGGACAUCAUAUUUGACGUAGUGAUACCCAUGGAGAGGUAUGAACUUUGUAAAUCUAAGUUGCCGUUAUUUAUCAUAUUUAUUCGUCAAAACGCCAUUUUUUCGUGACCCAAGCCUCAAUGGUGCCAAAGAAUGGUAUUGGUUUACAGUCAUGUUAUGAAUUCAGACCCCACAAUCAAUUUUCAGGUGACCUCUGACCUUGUUUUACUGGCAGACGCAAUAUGAUGAGAUUGGAAUAGAAAUCUGUGGGUCUGUUUUGUAAUGGAAAAUGUACAUUAUGUCAAGCAAUUAUUCACUCGUGUACUUAUUUCACCCUGUUGUAUCUAGAUGGACUUGGCUAACCACGUUUUUAACCUUUUUACCAAGCCCAAAUGGUCACUGUUAGAGAGUGAUGCUUGUCCGAUGUGCCUCUUAUAUGCAGUUGCGCCUGCGUCUACCCUUAUAAAAAGGAAAAUUGAGAUCGGGGUCAUGCAAAAAAAAAAAUCUUUGGGGUCCUACAUAAUGACACGCUGUAGAAUAAUUAUUGAAAUACACUCCUUUUGCACUCCGUUUGCACCUCUGGACGGUCAUCAGAGGUCAAUUAUGCAAGUUUCCCGCAUUAGGUCAUUGUUUACGUUGUAUGAAGACUAUACACAGACUUAAGUCAUAGGAAAGUGAUAGGUAUUAAUAGAGUAUUCAAAGGUCAUUUACCCCUCAAAGGUCACCAGGGGUCAGAUACGAAAUGCCUCCAUAACUGAUUUUUUUUAUCAUUUUUGUCACAAAAUGCACAAUUCUGUCCCUAUGCCGCACCACUAUAAAAGAAUUUCUAGAAGUAUUCUGUGGGCUUCUAACAAUAAGAUAAAAUAGUGUGCUGUGAAGUUGGCAAGGAACACAAUUUAACGCCACCACUGUAUUUUUGAUGGCAUGUUUAAAUGCUUAUAACUAUUUGUAAUUGGUGAAAAUGAAGUCAGGCAAGCAACUUUAUUUGGAAAUAUUUAUACCCUGCAAGUGUAAUGAUAUAUCUGUAGAUUUCACCCCUAUUAUCUUUUACUUAUAUUCAAUACAAA
Molecule: messenger RNA, 8679 nt
Organism: Patiria miniata (bat star)
Lineage: Eukaryota; Metazoa; Echinodermata; Asteroidea; Valvatida; Asterinidae
Product: TNF receptor-associated factor 3-like
Exons: 10
Coding region: 452-2230 (592 amino acids)
Biological process (GO): tumor necrosis factor-mediated signaling pathway; regulation of canonical NF-kappaB signal transduction; protein K63-linked ubiquitination
Cellular component (GO): plasma membrane signaling receptor complex
Molecular function (GO): zinc ion binding; protein binding
Source: RefSeq, a predicted model, not a curated record